UGAACAGAUCUAUAAUGUCGCGAUGGACACUUUAAUUCUCAUUUUCAUUUGUCAUUUUUGCUCCAAAGCCUUUGUUAAUUUCCCUUACCCAGUCUUACACACGCUCCGCCUAUAUUCUCCAUAACGCAACUCGGUUUUGGUUUGCAACUCGACAUGAAACUAGAAUAAGAAAUGCUGUCUUCUCUCUCUAUAAAAGCGAAAAAGAAUCAGCGGUUAUGAUUUUCAUGGUUAGUCGUUUUUGAAACCAUUUGCACAUAUAGACAAACGGUUUUUAAAGUAAAAGUAAAGGUGAUAUUGCUCGAACAGUGAAAAUGGCUUCACUAAAUAUAUCUGCAGACGAUCUUUCUUGUCCCGUGUGCUGUGAGAUCUUCAAGGAUCCUGUUCUCUUAUCAUGUAGUCACAGUUUCUGUAAAGAGUGUCUUCAACAGUUCUGGAGAACCAAGGAAACUCGAGAAUGUCCUGUCUGCAGGAGACUGUCCAGUCACGAUCCUCUAUGUAAUCUUGUGUUAAAAAACUUGUGUGAUUCGUUACUAAAGGAGAGAACUGAGAGGCGAUCAUCAGGAUCUGAGCAGAUCUGCAAUUUGCACAGUGAGAAACUCAAACUCUUCUGUCUGGAGGACAAACAGCCUGUGUGUUUAGUGUGCAGAGAUUCACAACAACACGACAAUCACAAAUUCAGACCCAUCAGUGAAGCCGUUUCAAUAUGUAAGGAGGAGCUCAAUACAGCACUCAAGACCUUACAGGACAAGAUUCAACACAGUGAAAACAUAAAGGGAGUGCUCGAGGAAACAGUUCAACACAUCAAGUCUCAAGCUGAGCACACAGAGCAUCAGAUAAAACAGCAGUUUGAGAAGCUUCAUCAGUUUCUCAGAGAUGAAGAAGAAGCUACAAUCACUGCAUUGAGGGAGGAAGAGGAGCAGAAGAAGAAGAUGAUGAAGGAGAAGCUGGAGGACAUCAACAGACACAUCUCAGAUCUUUCACACACAAUCAAAGACUUGGAGGAGAUGAUGAAAGAAAAUGACGUCUGCUUUCUAAAGAAGUUUCCAGUCUCAAUGGAAAGAGUCCAGAUCUCACAGCCGGAUCCACAGACGCCUUCUGGAGCUUUGAUUCAUGUGCCACGUUACUUGGGCAACCUGUCAUUCAGAGUCUGGAAGAAGAUGCAGGACAUUGUUCAAAAUACUCCUGUGAUUCUGGAUCCAAACACUGCAAAUCCACAUCUAAUCCUGUCUGAUGAUCUGACCAGUGUGAGAUACAGUGAGAACAAACAACUGCUUCCUGAUAAUCCAGAGAGAUUUGACGAGAGUUUCUAUGUUCUGGGUUCAGAGGGUUUUAACUCAGGAACACACUGCUGGGAUGUGGAUGUUAAAGAGACUCAGUACUGGAGUCUUGGAGUAACUACAGCAUCAAACCAAAGGAAGGGACGUAAUUUCUAUAAAAUUAAUAUGUGGAGUGUGUCGUAUAAGGUGUUAACACAGACUAGCUUUCCUGUUAAAAAGAAGCUUGAUCGUGUGAGAGUUGAUCUGGAUUAUGACAGAGGAACAGUGUCAUUCUCUGAUCCUGUAACUAACACACACCUAUGCACAUUCAAAACUACGUUCACUGACACUGUCUUGCCAUUCUUCUUUUGUUAUGGGUUGUCCCCUCUAAGGAUUAUACCAUUUAUUAGUCAGUAAUAGUUACAGCUGUAGGUCUGGAUCUUCCUGUUUUCAUCAUAUUUCAGUUUUAAAUUUUUAUAUCACAUGAGUAAGAGUGAUCUGUUGAUCUGAAUAUCAGUACGGCUGUGAUUGGGCCGCAGCUGAUCACAUGACUGAUAUCCAGCAGACACACUCACACUGAGAUACUGCUGUUAUACAACAGAUCAAUAAACAAGAUAGUUAAUUUAUUAAUCUUAAAAAAUAAACAUUCUUAAUUUAUUAAUCAAAAGUACUGAUUAAGUGUUUUAAAGAUUCAGCAGAUUUCAUGGAAAACCCAGAAAUAUUAGAGAAUUUUAAAACUCUGAUAUGCAAGUGUGGAAAAGUAAUGGAAAUUAAUAUAAACUUAAAGAUCAUACUCUUUUCUGUAAGAUAUACACACGUGUGUGAAUAUGUUUCUGUCAUGAAAAGUAUUAAACUGAAUGCACACUUUAAACGAAUGCUUAAUUCAAAUCAGUAUCAGGACACCUGUGAGCAGUGCUGACAUAAGUGCGACUUUACUGACAUCUAGAGGUGAAAAUGCACAGCUGUAACAGUCAUUUUCUACCAGACGAACGCCAGAGACAAGGAACCUGUAGGAAUCACACUUGAAAGCGUAAAAACUGCAUUAAUAAUACAUCAAGUACACGAAAGACUACACUUUUACUAUGCACACAGUGUCUUAACAAGA
This is a messenger RNA of Labeo rohita (rohu), 2361 nucleotides long. RefSeq names its product nuclear factor 7, ovary. The record is from RefSeq and is a predicted model, not a curated record. Lineage: Eukaryota; Metazoa; Chordata; Actinopteri; Cypriniformes; Cyprinidae. The coding region runs from base 312 to 1673 and encodes 453 amino acids. The transcript has 6 exons. Gene Ontology annotation, molecular function: zinc ion binding; protein binding.